AUGGAAUCCAUAGAUUAAAUAAGAUCAAGUAUACCAAUCACUUAAUAGGCCAAAAUAAACGAAACGCCUGCAAAAGAAUUUGAUUAACAUGUAAUUAAUUUAUUGAUAUUAUUAGAAAACUCCAUGUCUCAAUUAGAUAUGCAAUAAGCAUAACAAAGAAAUAAUUAUGUUAAAUGUUAAUUAUAAUGAGCCUAAAUUCGGUCGAUUGGCAUGCGUAGAAUGUAUUCAAGAAAACCCUAUUCAAUAUAUUAGCUUAAAAGAAGCAAAUAAUAUGUGGAAUACUCUUAUUGGAGAAUCAGAAGAUUUAAUUUCUAAACAUAAUUUUAAAAGAGAAAAAACAUUUAAAAUGGUUAUAUAAGAAAUCAAAUAACUAAAAAACCAUUAUCAUAAUUAAUUAUCAGAAAUGUUGUCAUCUAUAGAUGAAUAGCUUAUUUAAAAUAAUUAAGAAUUUUAAGAUUUCCUAAAAUUAGAGAAUAAAUAGAUAUUUGAAUUAGAUGAAAAAUAAGUUGAAAAGAUGAUUGAUUUAUUAAGUUAAUAAGAUAAAAAUAAACAUAUCCUUUAGUAAUAGGAGAAACAAGAUAGACUUGAUUAAUUAUUUUAUCAGAAUGUCAAAUCAAAAUUAGAAACCCUUAUCAAGCAUGAUUUACUUUGCAAGUAAUAAUUGAUGACUAUUAUUUAAGAAUAACAAGGUAAUUUGUUUUGAAUAUAUUAUAGAUAAUAAAGAAAUAGGAAAUAAUCCAUAAGCUGAUGUUAAAAUAACUCCUGAAAUACACGAGUUUAUAUCGAAAUGUUAAUUGUAAGAGUAAUAUUUAUAAAUACAUUCUGAAUCAGUUGAAUUUCAAAUAGAAUUAUAGAAAGAAGUAUAAUAGCUUGAGUAAAAGGGUUAACUAGAAUAAUUUAUUGAAUUAGAAGGAAAAAAUGAUACCGAUAAUGUUAAAUAUACUUUACUCUAAUAAUAAUUUAAAUAAUAUGAAAUAAAUUUAGAAAAAAUGAGGAAAUUGAUAAAGGCUGAUGAAAAUGAGAAAUAAUUGUUAUUAAUUACCAAACAAAAAGAAGAAUUGUAGCUAAAAAUUAAUGAGGAAAAGUAAGAAAUUAAAUAAAUUCAGUAAAAAAUUUUUGAUUUAGAACAAAAUAUGAAUCAAAAAUUCUUUAAAUAAGAAUAAGAAUUUGUUGAAUAAUUUAAUAAAGAAACAACUAAAAAUAAUGAACUUAAGUAAAAUUUAUUGGAAUUAACUCAGUCUAGUGAAAUACGAUUGGAAUAAUUAACUACAAAAUAUAAUGAGUUGAAUUAAUAAAUUGAUGAUGUAUAGUCAGAAUUAAAAGAAAGAGAAAAAUCUUCUGUAGUCUAAGAUAAACUAUAAUCUUUAACAAAUAGUAUCGAAACAUAAAUUAUAAAUUGUGAAUAAAAAGUUGAGUAAUUAACAGAAAAAGUUAGAGAAGUAGAUACAUAAUAAACUAUAUAAACUUAAUUAUAAAAAGAAGAGUUAAUAUCAAAAAUAAAUGAUGAAAUAAAUGCAAGAGAAUUAUUAAUUGAAAAAUAAAAUUAAAGAAUGGAUUAAUUUAUUUAAAAAAAUGAUUAAUAAUUAGCAUCGUUAUCAGAGUCGAUAAAAGAGGAAAAUACCGCUCAAUUAUUUUAGAAGAAUAAAUUAAUCGAAUUAGAAAAUUAAAAUAAAUAAUAGAUAUAAUAAUUGGAUGAUAAGAUCAGGAAUUAAUUACAAAAUAUGAAUACGGUAGUUUAGGAAAAUACUAAGGAUUAAAAAACCCAUGAAGACCUUUUAAAACAUUUUUUUCUUUAAUCUAUAAAUUAUGAUCUGUUAAAUUUGGAAAAAAAAAACUACUUUGUUUUUUUAAAAUAAUUUUUUUAAGAAAAUAAACUCGAUAAGAUAUUAAUUUGA
This is a messenger RNA of Paramecium primaurelia, 1895 nucleotides long. The record is from the annotation of a GenBank genome assembly. Lineage: Eukaryota; Ciliophora; Oligohymenophorea; Peniculida; Parameciidae.